AUGUCGAACAACCACAACUUUGACGUCGUCGUGGUUGGCGGCGGCAUGACCGCGUGCAUAGCGGCUCUCACUGCUUAUGAGAAUGGAGCUCGAGUAGCCAUUGUGGAAGCUGCGCCGAGGGAUGAGCGUGGAGGGAACAGUCGCUUCGCAGGAACAGUAUGGCGAUUCGUGCACGAAGGCAGAGAGCACCUCAAGCCACUGCUUGACGCCAAGGCAUUGGAGAGAUUCGACGGGGCUGAAAUAGGACCCUACACAGCAGCAACGUUCGAAGAGGACAUGCUCAAGAAGUCAGGCGGUCGACAUGAUCGAGACGAGAUCAAGACUUUGAUCCAGCGUGGGUAUCCCACGGUGCAAUGGCUGGCUGGGCAUGGAACUCCUUUCGAGCUGCCUUUUGACUUGUUCGUUCCUCGGAAAGCAGAAAAGGGGCAGCGAGUCAAUCUCUAUCCCGGCGUUCCUGUCAUCAACCGUGAUAAUGGUCGAGGGUUGACCGAUGCGGUGUGGGCAGCUGUGGAGAAGACUAAUAUCAAAGUCUUCUACGAGUCACCCGCGCAUGACUUGAUCGUCAAGGGUAAUCAAGUCCUCGGCAUCACCGUUCGCCGUAACAUGGGCUUCGACCGUUUCUACGGCAGAGUCAUUCUAGCCUGCGGCGGAUUCGAAGCCAAUCCACGAAUGCGUCGACAAUACCUAGGCGAAGGCACUGAGCUAGCCAUCGUCCGAGGCACCCGCUUCAACACAGGUCGAAUGCUGGAGCAAAGCAUCGCCGCAGGAGCCCAGGCUCAAGGCCACUGGGGCGGCUACCACUGCGCACCCCUAGACAUCAACACGCCCAAAGUCGGCAACUUCGAAUCACUAGACGCAUGGGAGCGCUACGCCUUCCCAUACUGCAUCAUGGUCAACACCGCUGGGCAACGUUUCGUCGACGAAGGCGAAGACGAGACCAGUCUCAUCUACUCCAAAAUCGGCGCCGCCCUAGCGAAGGAGAAAGACGCCAAAGCGUUCCAGAUCCUCGAUCAGAAAACGGUCAAGUACCUCGAGCCUCGUUACUUGUCUCAUGGGACGCGGAUAGAAGCCAACACUAUUUCGGGGCUCGCUGAGAAGCUCGGUAUCGAGCCAUCAAGCCUCAACAAGACUGUGGACGACUUCAAUGCCGCGGUCCCCGACGAAUCGACCCCCUUCCAUCCCUACCAAAAAGACGGUCGAUGCACGAAAGAAGGCCUCUCGCCGAAAAAAUCCCACUGGGCGCAGAAGAUCGACAAGCCCCCUUUCGUCGCCUAUGAAGUGACGGUCGGCAUCACGUUCACUUUUGGAGGGAUCAAAACGGACCAGUCUGCCUGCGUCAUGAACAAUGAAGGGAACGUUAUGCCGGGCUUGUACGCUGCGGGCGAGAUGACGGGGGGUUUCUACUUUGGCUAUGCGGCGGGUGCUUCCUUACUUCGGUCGGCGGUCUAUGCGAGGAUUGCUGGUGAGCACGCUGCUAGACGGGGGGACAAUCGGGAGUUGGUUGCUAGGCUGUGA
Zasmidium cellare ATCC 36951 is the source of this 1515-nucleotide messenger RNA. RefSeq lists its product as uncharacterized. The coding region runs from base 1 to 1515 and encodes 504 amino acids. Lineage: Eukaryota; Fungi; Ascomycota; Dothideomycetes; Mycosphaerellales; Mycosphaerellaceae. The record is from RefSeq and is a predicted model, not a curated record. The transcript has a single exon.